UCCAUACUCCUUACUGGUUGGUGGCGGUAAUGCUCCUUAUAAUUGUUUGCCAGCCGCAAAUAAAUCCUACAACAAGAAGAAGACGAACCCGGAAGCAUAGCGCUGAGCGUAAACACAGCUGUGUUUUGCCUACCAGAGAUGGUGUACGUGUCCAACGGCCAGGUCCUGGACAGCAGGUCCCAGUCCCCCUGGAGCCUGUCCUUACUGACUGAUCUCUUCUGGGGGGCAGUGGAGUUCAUCAGCCUCUUUUUUAGGACGAUAAUCCACCCUGAUUUAUCAAGAAAUGGAAACGUGGCUUCAUCACGCUUCAGUGAUGGCAGAGGACCUCCAGGUCCCCCUGGUGGCAGAAGGCGGAUGGGACGAAUAACUCAUGGAGCAGGUCCCAACCCACCACCAAUGGGUGGAGGUGGAUGAGGAAGGUAAACGCCUACACUUACAGUGUGGGCGUGGGGCCGUGCACAGCGUCUGUCCUUAGCAUCGCCGUGCUGCAGCCCUUCUUCAUCAGCUGCCACUGCUGCUAGCAGUUUCUUGAUGCCUUUCUGGGAAUACCUAUGCUUAGGGGCCGGAAUGGUUGAUAUAGCAGCUGUCUGCAUCCCUCAGUCCUGUUGUUGUUUUUCUUCCCCUCUCCUUCUAUCCUUCUAGUUUACAUCCAUGUCUUAGACAUAUCAGGCAAAAGCAUCUAGGUUAUUGUCAUCCCUUGGGAUCAUCACAAAGUUUCUCUUUUUUAAAUAUCUGUUUAAAUAAAUGAUCUAUACUAAACUUG
Molecule: messenger RNA, 763 nt
Organism: Cyprinodon tularosa
Lineage: Eukaryota; Metazoa; Chordata; Actinopteri; Cyprinodontiformes; Cyprinodontidae
Gene: selenok
Product: selenoprotein K
Exons: 5
Biological process (GO): endoplasmic reticulum calcium ion homeostasis; calcium ion transport
Cellular component (GO): Golgi apparatus; endoplasmic reticulum membrane
Source: RefSeq, a predicted model, not a curated record